AUGGAUUCAUUCAAACAGGUGCGAGGUGAUUUCUUGAGGACUGAGGAGUAUUGUUGUCGAGCAAUCCUGGUAAACCCUAGCGGUGGAAAUGCUUUAUCUUUAAAAUGCCAUCGUUUUCAGGUGCACAGAAGACGACAUGGAGAAAUUCGGGAUUCAUCUAUUGGCGCUUUCUCAUGUCUACCUGUUAAUGUUCUUCAACUUGCGAGACUUUGUGACGCACCUGAUCUUCACCUCAAAUGUGUAAACCCCGUGUCUAACGGCUUCAAAGCUGUUGAGAAAACUGAAGGUUGGAAGUUUCUUCAAACCAAUGAUCCUUUCCUCGAGCUCGAAAUCCUCCAGGUCAUCGAUGAAUCUGAAUCGGUGAUUCAAUGGAUGAUAUUGGUGAGAUUCCAAUUGUAUUGGAAUGGAAUCACAAAUUUCAAUUAUGUUGGAAUGGAAUCAUGA
Messenger RNA from Lactuca saligna, 444 nucleotides. NCBI's taxonomy places the organism in Eukaryota, Viridiplantae, Streptophyta, Magnoliopsida, Asterales, Asteraceae. The record is from the annotation of a GenBank genome assembly.